GAACCCGACCGUUCAGUCGUAGUCGAGCCACAAUCCGAAUCGGUCGUGAAAACCCCGGAACAGCGCAGUUCUUUUGCUAAACACGGUGUACAGGUGGAUUCGGUCGGUGGGGGACGGUGUUCGCCGCCUAGAACAUAGCUAAGCAUAGAAGGACGAACGAAAGGUCUAAAAAUACAACACAACUCCGUUUUCCCUCCCCCCCAUCAAGCUCGCUUGCACAGACACACCCGUGAACCGCCGUGUGCCGGUUUGGGGGUUGGUCGGUCGGUUGUAACUGUGGUAGUGUCCCCGCUUUCUUACUAGAAACACACAAGCAAGAAGAAGGGGGUGUUCGCGGGUAGAAAUAAUGAAAAGUGGAAAAUGAUGUCGGUCGGUCGCGUCGUCGGUGUUGCGUCGGCCUCGGUGAACUACUGCUUGGACACCGUCACCAGGACCGUUGGAUAUGCUCGUCGUGGUGGACGUGGGCGAUACUCCGACAGUCAGGAUCAGCCGAAGAGCGAAGCUGCUGGAGGGAGCGUCCUACACCUGGCAGGGCCGUGAUUUAUGGCCCAGGAUGUUUGUAGCUUAUAGCGACGACUAGACAGUGGAAAGGAGCUUUCAUUGGGAGUAAAUAGUGCAUGAGCGAUUGAAUUAAACAGUGGAUGAUUAUGGUUCAGUAGAACGUCGUCAGGUGUUGUUGGGAUUCUUAUUCGAAACAGAGAGGUAUCCAGCUGAUGAGCAGUGCGAAUGUGUGGAUAUUACAUAAGAAAAGGCCGAACGCAUCAAUCAACGGAAGAAAAGGCCCACAAUACGGUAGUGAGAAGCAAACAUAUGAGAUGUUUUGAAAACAAAAUUCGUUCACGGGCCACGGCUGGUAACUCGGUGGUGAAUUCCAUUAUAUAAUAGCUCAGCAGAGCAACACCAGUGUGUUGUUCGGAUUGCGUGAGAGAGUGUGUCCUGAAUCGGGCGUGAGCGACCGUACCGAUGAACUCGAAUGACGUGACACGGCAGUAACUGAGUCGGCAGGAUCAAGCCACCACACAGCUUGGUUUGGGCUAUGUGAUACGGAAUACGGUGUCAUCGGUCAUUGGGCCGACUUGUGUGAACAGUAAUCGCUCCCAAAAGACCUUCCGAUUGUGUGUUAUCGUCUGAUGGGAGGGAAAUUUUCGGAACAAAAAGCCAUCGCUUCGUUCCGUUCCUUUGACUGGCUAAGAAUGCGUGGGAGUCACGUCGGGUGUGAAAAGUAAUUGCAAUCGAUAAAACCAACCGAGGCGUGUUGCCGCGAAGACCGCUCGCGUGUGGAACGUGUUUACGACGCUGAAUCCAGAAAGUGAAAAAGUGACGGUGUGGGUCUGUGUGGGUGCUAUAAUGUUAGAGCGAUUGCCAAUAACAACAGCGAGUACAACAAUUACGCCAGCUAUCCCAUCUACAAUAACAACAGAGGCGUCAACAACCCAUCGUUCCUGGAUUGAAUAUCAUGCUCACAGAGCAAACCCAGCGACAGCAGCAGCAGACGACACGACACGAAGGCGGUGCCACAGCGACGACACUUCGCAAAGCCCUUGCCAGGCAGAGUCGCAAGCUUACGCGCAAUCAGUUCUGCUCAUCCCAAGAUAAUUUGGGCGCUUCCGAGUAUCGCAAGGAUCGUCGGGUGCAUGGGUUGCAACUGCCGUUGCAUCCGCUGCAACUGGUCGGUUGGUUCGCGUUGAUUCUUUUCGGUUAUUCGACCUUCGCUCUGCUCAUCCCGGCUCUGAAGCCUUCGGUUCAGUUGCCGCUUUACUACGUGCUAGCAACGCUGUAUCUGCUGCAUCUGGUGUCACAUCUGGCAGCACUGCUGCUCGAUCCGGCCGACGUAGAGCUGCGUCGCAAGAGCAGCCGAGCGGUCGUGCCCGAGUUUGACCGCAGUAAGCAUUCACACGUGAUUGAGAACGGACGGUGUCAUCUGUGCAACAUCAAAACUACCAGCCACCGGACCAAACAUUGCAGUGUGUGUAACAAGUGCGUCGGUACCUUCGACCAUCAUUGCAAAUGGUUAAAUCACUGUGUUGGUGGUCGAAACUAUGUGGCAUUCCUUAUGUGCGUGGUGAGCGCCGUCAUCGCAGCGCUGGUCAUUCUGGCCGCUGCUGUAGUGGAGAUUGUGUUGUACCACGUGCAGCCUGAGUGGCUGAAUGUAGCCUGGUUUGGCUUCGCGAAUAGCUCCGACACUACUGCUAUCGUUGAUCCCACCUCGGAUCAAACAAACACUGAUCUCAACAAUGAUACUCUUGCAAACUCUACACUACCGUCUCUUUUGGACAACAUCACUAGCUCGGCUCAGGAUUUGUUACUUAACCAAACUCUCUUCAUCAACGAAACGGCAGAUAACGUCACCGAUGAAGCCACGGACUCCCCAGUCGAUAAAUCACCCGCGGGAACCGGUAUCAGUGUCAACAAUACGAUUUUCCUUGCCAUUAUCGGAUUCCUUGGCAUCCUCGCAGCUAUAGCUGCCGGAUUGCUUCUGCAUCUGUGCUUCUUCCACAUCUACAUCUCAUUCCUUGGUCUCACCACCUACGAAUACAUACGCAAUAAUCGUCAAAAUGUAAUGACAAAUCAACCCACGCAACUCCCGCAGGAUGCUCGAUCUCUUGCAAAUGGUCCUUCAACCACCACAUCAACCGUGGGUGCCACCUCUAAGCUUUCCAUGCUGUCCAACUGUACGAAAUCCCAUCACACUAUUCCGGAAAUCUACAUCUGCUCAUCGGCCAACCCUGCCGCCGAUUUGUCUAUACCAGGGCCCCUGAACGACCUGAACAGACAACGACCCCGUACCUUGCAUUGCUGUGAUAACUCGAAAGAAUGUACCAACAAUAUCACAUCGGCUGGUCUUCGCAACCUGGAUUCGGUUUCGCUAGCUACGGCUGCUACCAGUGCUUCGCUUACCACCACUACCCGUCAAAAAUCAGCUUUCUACAUGUGUUCAAUGCUGGAAGAGCGAAACGUAGCAGCUGUCAAGGGCCAUCCCCGGGAAAAGUGCGAAUCACGCACGUUCCACUGCUGCUCGCAGUAUCGACAAACGGUCAACGGUGAAGACUUUGAAACAACGACCACGUCCGAGUCCUUUGUCCAGUACAGUGAACAGUGCACCUUCUGCAGUGUCAAAAUGAAACCCGCUGGAAAUGAGCUGGACAAAGCCGAUCAGAUUACGGCACUACAGGAGAAGCAAUGCUGCGUCAAGUCUCUCACGAAGCAUCAUCGCUGGAAGAGGAAAUGGAACUGCUGCUCGAACGUGCCGGACAGCCCAGACGUUCCCGGCGAUCCGUUGAGAUCCAUAUCCGCCGGUGUGCCACAGCAAGAUGUGUUGCAACACUUUCCCACGAUCACCAAUGUGAUGGAACAUAAUCAUCUGCAACAUCAGCAGCAACAACAACAGCAACAGUUGAAUCAUUAUGAACUGACAAAUAAUGCAAAUCGUGCCAAUAACAUUAGAAAUAAUAACUGUGUUAGCAACAAUAACUGUAGCACUAGUACCGACAGUAGAAACGGUAGUGGCAAUGGAUACUACGACAUAAAUCUGAUAUCAGUCGGAGAUCACAACGCUAUCAACAACAACUAUAACAUCAGUUCUACCAGCAAUGGGAACAACAACCGUAUUCUGAACGAUGCGAACGGGAACGAUGUCUCACUAACCCCCAUCAGUGUCUCGCCGGUACCGAAGCGGCCCCGAGCUCGCCUUGUGCGACCCUGGCCAGUGGUUCGACUGCGGCACAUGAUGCGUAUGAUUGAUCGCUACCGUAGACCACGGUGUCGACCUGGGCUUGCUCCAGCAGCAGCGGCAACCGGAUCUGUCAAACAGAACCAAGUUAGACCCCUGUCAACCAGCGAGUGUACGGCGACGGUGGUCGCUGGAAUGACCGCGUGUGGAUCCGGAUCUCCCACAAUGCUUCCGACAUCGACGAUCCGAACGGAUACUCCGCCAACGAUGCCGGCCUUGCCACCGCCCGUACGGCGUAAGCUCAAGAAUACCACCGAUGACCUGCAGGAUCUCGUCAAUACGCUCGCGUUAGUCCAGCAACAACAACAACAACAGCAGCAACAGCAGAAUCAACAACCGAUGAUCCGAAUUCCGAUCCAUCCAUCGUACCGUCGUAGCCGACGGAAGACCUUAAUACGUAACCGCAGCCCAACGCUAUCGCCGAUCCACGAGUCCGGCCUGUCGAACCCGACCUCGCCACAACUCUGUAGACACUCGUGCUCGGCCAGCAUCUCAUCGCUGGCUUCCGGAGCGGCUGCCAACGUGUGUGGCGGUGGUUCCAGCGGAGCCCAAGCGACGUCAACAACCGUAGAUAGACCUAUCUGACUUGUACUUGGAGCGCGUCGUUUGCAGCGUACAUCUGUUAUCCCAAUUGUACCCUUCGCAGACUAUUUGUACCACAUGUACUCACUAGUAUACACCCAAUACAAGCAUCUAUCACUAGAACGCGAACUCUCUACUAUCCCUUUCUCUAUCUCUCUAUUUCUCUUUCCAUAUUAAUGUAUGUGUGCGCGUGUACUCACCCACACAAACUCAGUGUUAAAUCUUGUAGCUAAAACAACCAAUGUAAGAUCAAGAACAAAGUAUUUGUGAAACAACGAAAUUGAAAUUUCUAAACACGUUUAGUGACGACGAGAAGGGAGAGGUGAAUUGUUCAUUUUUUGGAUACAUGCAUGUUUUUGGAAGAAUUUGAAACCUCAAGGACUGUUGAUUGAACCUAUAAGAAGAGAGGUGCAACACAAAAUAUCUAAACUAGCGGUAGGUUAAACUAAAGUGAUUGUGAAACACAAACCGUUGCGAAGUUGAAAAAGGAGAAGAUAAGUGGAAAUAAGGCGUCCUAUAUAUUAUUAUAUAUUUGUUUUAUAAAGCGGAAACAAGUUUUAAAAAAGAAAAUAUAUAGUAAUAAAAUAUUUGUUUCUAGAAGGAAUAAAAAGUGA
This is a messenger RNA of Culex quinquefasciatus (southern house mosquito), 4926 nucleotides long. RefSeq lists its product as uncharacterized. Gene Ontology annotation, biological process: protein targeting to membrane; peptidyl-L-cysteine S-palmitoylation. The record is from RefSeq and is a predicted model, not a curated record. The transcript has a single exon. NCBI's taxonomy places the organism in Eukaryota, Metazoa, Arthropoda, Insecta, Diptera, Culicidae. The coding region runs from base 1457 to 4315 and encodes 952 amino acids. Gene Ontology annotation, molecular function: protein-cysteine S-palmitoyltransferase activity. Gene Ontology annotation, cellular component: endoplasmic reticulum; Golgi apparatus.